Messenger RNA from Corticium candelabrum, 1967 nucleotides. Its product is annotated as activin receptor type-1-like. Bases 83 to 1669 code for a protein of 528 amino acids. The record is from RefSeq and is a predicted model, not a curated record. Gene Ontology annotation, biological process: cellular response to growth factor stimulus; cell surface receptor protein serine/threonine kinase signaling pathway; protein phosphorylation. The transcript has 5 exons. Lineage: Eukaryota; Metazoa; Porifera; Homoscleromorpha; Homosclerophorida; Plakinidae. Gene Ontology annotation, cellular component: plasma membrane; signaling receptor complex. Gene Ontology annotation, molecular function: metal ion binding; ATP binding; transmembrane receptor protein serine/threonine kinase activity.
CUCUAUGGUAAAGCACGUUAAACAUCCGGGGUCGAAGGAUUGAGAAUGGGGAGCUGACUUGUGUGCGUCCGUCUCCCCGAUCAUGAAACUGCUCGUUCUUCUCACAUUUGGCGUAUACUGCUGUCAGUUUCGAGUAUCAGCUCUCAAAUGUUAUUGUCAUUCAGAAAAGGACCGGCACGAGUGCCCGCCAGACAGGACGUGUACGUUUACUGAGGACAAAGAGUGGAAUACGUGUGUGCAUGGGUUGUCAUGGCAUCCUGAUGAUGGUGGCGAGUGGUUUAGCUGUGCCAACGACUUCAUCACUUUCCACAACCUCUGUCGCGGCGGAUUUCAAAAGAAUGUGCCUACUGUUCUUAGCUGUUGUAAUGACCAAGACUAUUGCAACAAAAACCUGACUCUACCGGCUAUUCCAACGACGUCGGAGCCUCUGUCAUCGCUUGAAGGUACUAGUGGCUCAUCGAGUUUCCCAUCUGACAAUAGUAAUGACAACAAGCGUCUUGUACUCGGAUUGAGCACUGCCAUUCCUCUGGCUGUGAUCUUUAUUGUUUGUCUCGUCGUCGUGAUUGUAUGGCGUGAAAGCAAAGCACGACGACAACAAACCGUCGACCUAGAGGAUAUAUCAACGAUCCCCACUCUUAUAACUCCAAAGGCUUUUUCAUCUGGUACAUUCAAACGAAUCCCUGAUUCACACCAGGAAGUCACGUUCACGUCAGGAAGUGGAUCGGGAUUACCAUUUUUGCAGCACCGGACUGUUGCACGGCAGAUCAUUUUAGGCGAGUGUAUCGGCUCCGGGAGAUACGGCUCUGUCUUUCGAGGCACCUGGCAGGGAGAGGAACUAGCGGUGAAGAUAUUUUUAUCACGAGACGAACAGUCAUGGAACAGAGAGACCGAGAUUUUUAAUACCGUUUUAUUGAGACACGACAACAUCCUGGGAUUUUUUGCGUCUGAUAUGGUCUCGAGCGGAACGAGCACAGAACUGUGGCUCAUCACGCAUUACCAUUCGAACGGUUCCUUGCACGAUUAUCUCCAAAUAAAUGAACUUAACGCCGAGGAAACGUUGAAGUUAGUGUACAGCACUGUGUGCGGCGUAGUGCAUCUUCACACGGAAAUUCGUGGCACGCACGGAAAGCCGAGUAUUGCACACAGAGACGUGAAGAGUAAAAACAUUUUGGUGAAGAAAGACGGCUCGUGUUGUGUUGGUGAUCUGGGACUCGCAGUCAUUCACACUGUUGAUCACGAGGGCCCGUUGGAUGUGCCUGAGCAUAAGGUGGGGACGAAGAGAUAUAUGGCACCCGAGGUGCUGGGUGAGACGGUGGAUACGUCACAGUUCGACUCGUUUAGGAGGAUUGAUGUGUAUGCGUUGGGUUUGGUGUUAUGGGAGGUUGCGAGACGAUGUGUGUCUGACGGUAUUGUUGAGAACUACCAGGUGCCGUAUUAUGAUCUUGUGCCUGCUGAUCCAUCGUUUGAUGAAAUGAAGAAAGUAGUCGUUGAUUCAAAGAUGAGACCCAAGGUGUCAAGCCACUGGCAUAAUAAUGAGGUGUUGAAGGCUUUGGCCAAGCUAAUGACUGAAUGUUGGUUCGAAGACAGUCAGAGUCGUCUCACAAGCUUACGUAUCAAGAAGACUCUCGCAAAGUUGUACGGCACAGAAAUCAAAGCCGAUGCCCCGUAAUAUAUGAAAUUGAUAUCUACAUAUAUCUAAAUACAUAACAGUCGUGUUGAUAUCAAAGGGAAUGUAUAGUAAAUGGCUGGGCUAGGAUACUAAGUAACUGUAUGAUACGUGAGAGUCUGUAUGAUGUAGACGGAUGACUGAUUUUAGUAUUUUGAGUAAAGCGGUAGUGGAACAGUAAGGGAUAUGAGAUCUUAUGAUUUUUCAUGUCUGUUGAUAAUUGAGUAGCUUUUGUAGCUUUCACAGUAGUUCCAUUGUACGUAAUACUACGUUGAGUCACAAUACAAUAAUUUAGUAUUGA